Salvelinus fontinalis (brook trout) is the source of this 9401-nucleotide messenger RNA. RefSeq names its product inverted formin-2-like. Gene Ontology annotation, molecular function: small GTPase binding; actin binding. The coding region runs from base 217 to 3906 and encodes 1229 amino acids. Gene Ontology annotation, biological process: actin cytoskeleton organization. The transcript has 21 exons. Lineage: Eukaryota; Metazoa; Chordata; Actinopteri; Salmoniformes; Salmonidae. The record is from RefSeq and is a predicted model, not a curated record.
UAAAGUUGUCCUGGUUGAUGCAUGCAAUGUCUGAGCAGGGGAACGCGACCAAAGUCUGAUUUGGAGAACAGCGCUGCAAGGUUUGGCUAGUGUAUUUCUACCAAAACGCGCGCACACAGGAAUUGUAGGAAAUUGGCUACUACAAAAAGUUACCUUCGAUUCGCUGUGGAAUUCGAGCAGUUGAAGGGAUAAGUACGCUCCCUUUUUUUGGUUGCUAUGUCAGCCAAGGCAUCCAAAGGGAAGUGGGGGGCCCUGAAGGAGCACCUGGCCAGCAGCCCCCCCGACCGAGAUGCUUACCUGGAGGCCAACUUGGAGAACUCAGUUCCAGAGCUAUGCAUACGACUGCUACAGGUACCUACAGUGGUCAACUACUCAGGGGUGCGGAGGCGUCUGGAGGGGAGUGACCAGGAAUGGAUGGUGCAGUUCCUGGAGCUCAAUGGACUGGAUCUGCUGAUGGAGGCCCUGCAGAGGCUGUCUGGCCGGGGGUGUGCCCGCAUCGCUGACGCCCUCCUCCAGCUCACUUGUGUGGCCUGUGUGAAGGCAGUGAUGAACUCCUCAGCUGGGCUGCACUUUAUACUGGACAAUGAGGGAUACGUCAGGACCCUGUCACAAGCCCUGGACACGUCCAACACCAUGGUAAAGAUGCAGGUGUUUGAGCUGCUGGCGGCCCUCGCCCUGUUUAACCCACAGGGACACCACCUGGCCAUGGAUGCCCUGGAGCACUAUAAGAGUGUGAAUAUGCAGCAGUACCGCUUCAGCGUCAUCAUGAAUGAGCUGCAUGCGACUGACAACGUUCCGUACAUGGUCGUCCUCAUGAGUGUGGUCAACGUGAUCAUUUUCGGAGCAGAGGACCUAAGGAAGAGGGACAAACUACGCAAAGAGUUCAUCGGGCUUCAAUUACUACAAUUACUUCCAAAACUUAGAGAGACUGAGGAUGUGGACCUGAACAUCCAGUGUGAUGCCUUUGAGGAUACCAUGGCAGAGGAUGAGGAGGAGAUGGAGAGGGUGUACGGAGGCAUCGAUAUGAGCAGUCACCAGGAAGUCUUCACCACACUCUUCACCAAAUUGAGUAGCACCCCUGCAUCGGUGCAGCUGCUGUCUAUCCUGCAGGCUCUGUUGUUGGUAGGGCCGGAGCAGAGUGAGGUGUGGCUGGCCUUGGAGGCCCUGGCUGACCGCGCUACUUUGCUGGCACAGGACCCUGAAGUCGAUUCCACCAAGCGCCUGAUGGAACGUCUGGUGUUCUCCAAGGGUCAGCAAGGGUCACCUAAGGUCAAGACCACAGACCGGGGCGUUCAGAUUGAUCGGUCAAUCUGUCUAUCAGAUGUCCUCAUUAAAGAAUCUACUGCCCCUGUUGCCACUGCACCUCCUCCUCAUCUACCACCACCCCUACCAAGCAUGAGAACUUUUUUCCCACCACUUCCUGGCUUCUCUGGGAUGCCUCCCCCUGGCCUCCCUCCUCCGCCACCACCUCUACUAGGGAUGGGGCAUGGAGGUCCACCGCUUCCCCCACCCCUGCCUGGCAUGAUGGGUCCACCGCCUCCCCCACCCCUGCCUGGCAUGAUGGGUCCACCGCCUCCUCCACCCCUGCCUGGCAUGAUGGGUCCACCGCCUCCUCCACCCCUGCCUGGCAUGAUGGGUCCACCGCCUCCUCCACCCCUGCCUGGCAUGAUGGGUCCACCGCCUCCUCCACCCCUGCCUGGCAUGAUGGGUCCACCGCCUCCUCCACCCCUGCCUGGCAUGAUGGGUCCACCGCCUCCUCCACCCCUGCCUGGCAUGAUGGGUCCACCGCCUCCCCCACCCCUGCCUGGCAUGAUGGGUCCACCGCCUCCUCCACCCCUGCCUGGCAUGAUGGGUCCACUGCCUCCUCCACCCCUGCCUGGCAUGAUGGGUCCACCGCCUCCCCUUGGUCGCAAUGACAUUAUAGUGGCCCAGAGUGUGCAGAUGCAGGGUCGAUCCUGCUACGCCUCUUCACCCAAAGCGGGCCGCUGCCCCACACUGCGCAUGAAGAAGCUCAACUGGCAGAAGCUGCCAUCCAGAGUGGUGACUGAUAGUCACUCCAUGUGGACCUCAGUACAGGUAGAUUCUCUGGAGCCUGACUACUCCAGUAUUGAGGCGCUCUUCUGUCUGCCAGUGACUGACUCCAAAGCCAAAGGCGGCACCCCUGCAGUCAAACAGGAGCCCAAAGAGAUUUCUUUCAUCGAUGCCAAAAAAAAUCUUAACCUGAACAUAUUCUUGAAACAAUUCAGAUGCUCACAUAAGGACUUUGUGGCCAUGAUUCAAAAAGGUGACCGGUCCAAGUUUGAUGUGGAGGUGCUGAAACAGCUGCAAAAGCUACAGCCAGAGAAGCAUGAGAUUGAGAACCUGAAGUCCUACCAGGGAGAGCGGGAGAAGUUAGCUGGUGUGGACCAGUUUUAUCUUCAGCUCCUAGCUGUUCCAUGCUAUGCCCUGAGGAUCGAGUGCAUGUUGCUGUGUGAGGAGAUCAGCUCAGUGUUACAGAUGAUGCAGCCUAAAGUUAAGCUGCUGGACGAGGCCUGUGAGAGUCUGAGAGUGAGCACUCGACUGCCAAGCUUCUGCAUGCUCAUUCUGGACGUUGGAAACUUCCUCAACUAUGGAAGCCACACGGGGAACGCUGAGGGCUUCAAGAUCAGCACACUGUUGAAACUCACUGAAACUAAGGCCAAUAAAAGUCGCAUCACGCUGCUCCACCACAUCCUAGAGGAGGCUGAGCAGAACCAUAAUGACCUGUUGAACCUUCCAGAUGAUCUAGAGAUCUGUGAGAAGGCUGCUCGUGUGAAUUUGGAGUCUAUCCAGUCAGAGGCGAGCUUGCUCAUCAAGCGGUUGAAAGAUUCAGAGAAGAAGGUGGCUUCCUCCUCUGUGGAGGCCAUCAAGGAGCAAUAUCUCACUGCCAUACAGGGAAGCCAGGAGGCCUGCAGGGAGCUGGAGGCGAGGUUUGCCUCCAUCGACAGGAAGAAGGAGAAUCUGGCACAGUAUCUGUGUGAGGACUCAUCCCGUCUGUCCCUGGAGGACUUGUUCAGCACUUUACAUUCCUUCAGGGGACUCUUCAUCAACGCUCUCAAGGACAAUCAGACCCGCCGAGAGCAAGCGAUUAAGGCUGAGAAGAGGAAGAAACAGCAGGAAGAGGAGGAUUCCAAGAGACCAAGGGGGGAGAACAGGAAGAUAAUUCGUAAAGCCCCCCCGGUCCAGGAGGAGGGCUGCAUCAUUGACCACCUGCUGUCUGACAUCAGGAAGGGCUAUGCGCUGAGGAAGACCAAGCACCAGGCCGACAGGACCAGCCUGCCUUCUGAGGACAAGAAAGGGGACAGCAGUCAGCCUGGUGAACAGGGCACCAUGCUUAAGGGAACAUCUGCUAUAGAUGCCAAAGAGAAAGUUGAAAAGGUGACUUCACCCAUUGACCUAGGACAACAAGGCGGAGAUCCGGUCGUAGGGGAGUCCUCCUCCGGCCUCCCCACAGACCCCUCACUUCAGUCGAGUUCACCCAAAACAUCAGGCCCCUCAGACCUUCAUACCACCACCAAGGAUCACAUCCAGAGUGAAGACCUCAACCCUGGGAUGGAUUCCUCUACUGACCACCAGCUCAAGGAGUCCCCAGAGGGAGAGGGGUUUAAGGCCGCUGAAUCCAAGGUUGAGAAUGUGAACAGGAAUGCAUUCUCAGCUGCUGGGGAUGGUCCAAAGAGCAGAGAUGCAGAGACCGAUGGGAACAGGGAGAGUGGAGCUGAUGGAAAUGGGUUAGAGGAGGCUCAAUCAUCAGAGUCCCCCUCAACCACAGCUGAUGUCAACGCAGAGUCCAAACAGGCACAGAAACGGGGGAGUACUAAGAGACAUGGCAAAGCCAAGCGCAAAGGAAAAGACCACACUAAACUUAAAAAGGUGUGUGUGUUACAAUGAGGGAGUUUUCCUUCUUUCAGGCUAUCAGAAACAUCAUCCACUAAGCUUGCAUGGAUCUCACUAGAUCCUUGGUGAUUUAAGGGUCCUGUUUCACUGGUUUACUGUCUAUUCUGCGUCUUGGCCAUCCUGCACAUCCCUCCCCUUUCCUCCCUUGACCUUUCUGAAGCUAUUUGCAGUUACUGUUCCUGCUUGAGCUCUCUUCCAUGUCUGAGGUAUGGUUAGCCUGGCUGGCUUCCUGUUGGUGCUUUAUGGUUGACUUCCAGGGGCUUUUUGGUGGUUGUAUAUUGUCUGUCAGCUAGUACUGGGUGGUUGGAGAUUCAUAGGCUUGCCAUCAUUGGAUCCCCCUAGUACAUGAGGUGCCCUUAUGAUGGGAGAUGUGAUACCCCUCGCGCCUGACGAAACGCAUACCGACUCACUGAACAUUGCGGGACCUCAGCCAAACUCUCGACCUCAGCAGAACUCUGCAUGUUCUCCCUACCAACAACCAACACACAUAGAGAUCAGAUCUGGGCCAGUGGUUUUUGUGGGUCAUGUCAGUGUUGAUUCACUUGGUUUGAGUAACUUUUUGUGGAUUUUACAUUUUGUCAAAGAACAUUGCCUCUAUAAAUGUUGCAUUUGAUAACACCAACUUACUAGUACUGUAAACUACUGAUUUUCUCCAAUUCUUUUUUUAUGAUGAACAUGUCAAGAAAGUAGUUUGAUGGUGUGCUGUAAAUCUUUGUCACUGCAAGGGAUGUUACAAUCACAGAUGUCCCCUAAAGAUGACAUCACUUCAUGUUAGGUGUGGGGUCUAUGGAUCUCUUCUAACAGCCAGUGUGCAGAGUGCACCGAGCAAGCGGCUAUGGCUCUCAAGUGUAAAUGUUUUUGCCUCAUACACAGGAUGCAAUAGGUGUAAAACAUACUCUCAAUGCGCUUUUUAAAUGCACUUUCCUUGAUUGAUUUAGAUUUUAUUAGGAUCUCUUUUGGUCCUCAUUUGGACUAAUCUUCCAAGAGUCCUUAACAAACUUUAAAUUACAAUCCAAUUUUCACAAAUAACAUGCUGUUACCAACAUACCAUAAUAUAUGAAAAACAAUAUACCUCUGAAAAGAGGUUGGUUCAGUCAUCUACCAUAGUCGUGCACAACAUCGCAAUCUAUUUUCAAGUGGUUCUAAAGUAUUCCUUGAAAUUAUUUAUUGAACGAUUUCUGGUUUCUCAAUUUUUUUCCGCUUUGAAUCUAAAUGUUUUGCUUAUUUCUCUGCUGGUGUAAGACAUGGAUGGUCGAUAUCCUAUUCUUUGUAUUGACUGAAUGUCUCUCUUACCAACUGAAUCCUGCAGUGAAUGGAUUUUGGCCAUAAUAAAAAAAAAAGGGUGCUCACUUUAUUAUCUUGUCGAUUGCUGACCACUUAAGAACAUUGCAUGAUUACAACAGAAUAAUCAUAUCACCGCCUUAGAAAAAUCCUUUCUGCUUUUUUCUGUGCAAUCUGAAGCCUUAUCUCACUUGUUGACGCAUUUCCCCACACCACAGAACGGUAGUUCACCUGACUUCCAAUUAAUGUUUGGGUUGUUUGCCUAAGAAUAUUUCCCAGUUUGAUACAUAGCUAUCCUUCUGGCCCUUCCACCCAAUUUUCAUUAUUUUAUCACCGAGAGUUAUAUGAGCUGACAAAUUGAGAAUGGCGAUGGGAUGUAUAGCGGCCGUUUUACAGGCUCUUGACCAAUUAUGCAAUUUAGUGUGUUUGUUUUGCGCUGCCUUUUUUUUAACGUGAUGUUUCCUUUGACUGAAAAUCGCUUCUGGACAUUAGAACAGCACUCAUUAACCUCGAACUGGAUGAAGAAUUCUACUUCAAUGACUCAUCCGUGCAGGACAUACUGCUCACCCGGGACCAGGCCCUAAUCCCCGACACUCAGAAGUGGAAAAGACGCCAACGUGGGGGCACCUUGAUGAAACUACGGCGGGAGUAAAUAAACCGUCUCUACCCUCUGUUCUAUUGGUGAAUGUACAAUCACUGGAGAUUAAACUAAGCUCAGUUCGAGACUAUCCUGUCAACGGGACCUGAAGAAGUGUAAUAUCAUAUGCCUCACAGUAUAUUAACCAACGGGACCUGAAGAAGUGUAAUAUCAUAUGCCUCACAGUAUAUUAACCAACGGGACCUGAAGAAGUGUAAUAUCAUAUGCCUCACAGUAUAUUAACCAACGAGGACAUGGUUAGUAUUCAGACGCCUUGACUUUCUCCACAUUUUUGUUACGUCACAGCCUUUUUCUAAAAUGACCAUGAUUGAACUCUUUUUGGCCUGAAUGCCAAGCUUCCUGGCACUAUCCCUACUGUCAAGCAUGGUGGUGGGUGCAUGCUGUGUGGAUGUUUCUCCGCAGCAGGGACUGCGAGACUAGUCAGGAUAGGGAAAGAUGAACGGACCCUAAGCACACAGCCAAUACAAUGCAAGAGUGGCUUCGGGACAAGUCUCUGAAUAUCCUUGAGUGGCCCAGCCAGAGCCUGGGCUUGAACCCAAUCUAUCAUCUCUGGAGAGACCUGAAAAUAGCUGUGCAGCGACACUCCCCAUGCAACCUGACAGCUUGAGAGGAUAUGCAGGGAAGAAUGGUAGAAAUGCCCCAAAUACAAGUGUGCCAAGCUUGAAGUGUCAUACCCAAGAAGACUUGAGGCUGUAAUCGCUGCCAGUUUAAUCUAUUUUAGAAUAAUGCUGUAAAGUAAAAAAAUGUGGAGAAAGUGAAGGGGUAUGAAUACUUUCCGAAUGCACUGUAAAUGUAGCUGUUUUUUUCUAUGCAAGGACUGAGCUGAACUGCAGGGUCUCGUAAACUCAAGGGCGGAUGUGUCUCUUUUUGUUAACAGCUGGUGCUCGAUCUCUGUUAAUGAAGACUAUAGGUUCUGCUCCGAGUUAGAAUACCACAUGAUAAGCUGUAGACAACUCUUGGUAAAUAAUAUUUUCAUCUAUAUUUUUCGUAGCUGUGUAUUUGCCACCACAAACCGAUGCUGACAGUAAGACCGUACUCAACGAGCUAUAUAGGGCCAUAAGCCAACAACAAAAUGCUCAUCUAGAGGUAGCGCUCCUACUAUAUUUAAUGCAGGAAAACUGAAAUCCGUUAUACCUAAUUUCUACCAGCAUGUUACCUGUGCAACUAUAGGGGAGAAAAUCACUUUUACUCCACACAGACUCAUACAAAGCUCUCUCUCACCCUCCAUUUGGCAAUUCUGACCAUAACUCUAUCUUCCUGCUUACAAGCAAAAAGACUGGAGUAUGUUCCAGGAUUCAUCUGAUGGCAUUGGAGUUUACCACACCAGUCACCGGCUUGGAUCAUUUUUGCUAUUUGAUUUUGGAAUUUUAAGACCCCUUAAAGUAUUAAAAAAAAAAAGUGACAAAAAUGAUUUAAAUUUGUAUUUUGCCAUACUGCUUUUAGCCCAUACAAAUAGUCCAUGGAUAAAAGAAAGAGCAGGGAUUUUAUUUUAUUUUUUGUACAGGUAUUUAACCCCUUAUUUGUGGCCGCUAUACCAGAUUUUUUUUAGUGUCUUUAGCAUGAGGGUUGUCAGACUGUUUUUGCCCAAAUGUAUCUUAAAUUCUAGACGUUGGAUUAAAAUGAGGAAACAGGGUCCAGGAGGUAACCAACCAUUAGACUUAGAUCCAUUUGAACUGAAUACGUUUGAAGUUUUUAUUACAUUCACAAUUUACCACUAUCACGUGCACAUUUCUGCCCAAUAUAAACCAAUGAUGUGCUUGCUUUUGUAGUAUUUCUGACAAUGCUAACAUCUUUUCAGCUAAAUCUCAGUUCUAAAACAGGAUAUACUCGGUUGCUUCGCAACAGCAGCAGCUAGCUACACCAGUUGCAUGAGAAGCAAAAGGAAGGUAUCUAGCUUGGUAUAUUUUGUAAUGGAAGGUUUUUAUAUGGCUGAAGUCAUCUGUGGAAACUGCUGACCUGGACACUUGCGUGUAAUCAGAGCACAAAUAAGCUAGUGAACGUCCUUGGUUGCUAUUAUAGCCAGUUACAUACACCAGACUGGGAAAACUGCCACGCUGCUAAUACAAUCAUGCACCAGAGCAGACUUGUCGCUGUUGGAAGAUGCAGAGCAAAUUAUAUCCCUUACCUUAAGUAUUAAGUACGCUCUCUCUGUCACUGCAAUUAUCUUCGUGUAAUUAUAAUUCAAUACAGUGCCAAGUUACUUUUUGUGUUCCCGCAAGUAAAAAGUAGCAGGGGUGCAAUUGCACACGAAGCAUAAGGGUAAAACAACAACAUCAUAAUAAUCAUUGUUUGCUUGCGUGACCUGUGCACAGUCAAAAGAUAACGCCAUGCUUGCUAAUUUGGUUAACUGUGAUAAACUGUUUUCAACACAACUGCUUUGGAUUAUUUCAAGUUUUUUUUACCAAGCAAGAGAAAUAAACGUUCAGUCAGUGUUGAGUGAAUGAAUAAACAAAAUAAUGGAACGAACACAUGCUGUCAUCACCAAACCAUUUUAAAUAGUGUCAACUUGACGUAUUUAUAACAUGGUUCGUAGCAUAACGUGAUUUUGAAGGUCCUGGGUUAGCCUACCGGAGGGGAUAUUUUGACCAUUCUCUGUAGUCUAUAGGUUUUGUCACCCCCUUCCUUUCCAGACACACUAGCAUGCACGCACGGUGUGCUUAUUUUAAUUUAUUAGGUGUCUUAACCCUUGUGUAGUCUUAACAUUCUGUGUACUCCCCUUAUCCUAAGGGUAAAAAAUGACCCGUCUUCACUAAACCGCUAAAAUAAAACGGCUUAAUUUUAAACCCCAAAUCUAUUUUGCAUGAAGAAACAACCUGGCAUUCAUCAAAAACUUUGAAUAUCUGGGUUUUCCCAGAAAGACUGCAUUUUAAUCAGUGGACAUGUCACGAGAAUGUUCUCUCAAUGGUUGAAUUCAACUACUACUCAAAGCUUUGUCCACUACACACAUACAUUGUUUAUCAUGUUCUGCAACAUGUUUCAUAAUUUUCUGCAAGCCUAAACAUUUCUCACACGGGUGGGGACAGAAUGUCCUCGUUUUGGUUUCACAGUAGCACAACUUGUCUGUCGAUAGCUCCUCUUAUCCUUUGUUUCACACUUGCACCCUACUUACGUAGCUAAACAGGAACAAAAUGUCCUGGUUCUAAUUCUGACUAAAACUACACACAUCAGAUUAUAGUUUUAUGAUUCUAAUACAAUUAUAUGGUUUCAGUUUGGAAUAGUUUAGUCUUUAUCUUAAACAUAGAAGAAUUUGUAUCAGGACACCACUUGUUUUUAUUACAACACACCUGUCAUAAUUGUUUUCACUAAAGUAGAGGUUUAUUAUUAUUGCUAAAUGUACUGCAUAAGUGUAAACAUAUAUAUUUUUAGCAAGAGAUAGCACUUGUAUAACCUAAAAAGUAGAAAAAUGUGCAGAAAGUCGUUUCUAAUGCAUUUUAUGGAAGGGAAACAUUGACAGUCUUGAACAUUUUUGUCAACAUAGUGAUAUAUUCUUAUGUUCUGUACAAUGAGGAAUUCAAAUACUAGUCUUCUCCCAUUUAAAAAAAAAAAAAAA